Molecule: messenger RNA, 1512 nt
Organism: Clarias gariepinus (North African catfish)
Lineage: Eukaryota; Metazoa; Chordata; Actinopteri; Siluriformes; Clariidae
Product: C-C chemokine receptor type 4-like
Exons: 3
Coding region: 210-1283 (357 amino acids)
Biological process (GO): G protein-coupled receptor signaling pathway; immune response; chemotaxis
Cellular component (GO): membrane
Molecular function (GO): chemokine receptor activity
Source: RefSeq, a predicted model, not a curated record
GACUGUUUGUACAACCAUAUCCUCAGUGCUAAUGCAUAUAAGAGCAUUAGCUGUUGGUUGGGCAAACUAAUCAGAAAUUAUCAGUAGCAACAAACCAGCAGAAAAACCAUAAACCUCAAGCAGCAACUUCACAUUUCAGUUUUGGAUGCUGACUGACAAAGAACAAGUCUGUUUUCAAAGUCCCACGACCGUUUAGUGUUUUAUGCCAAAUGGCAAUGAUGUCAAACACCACCAGUGGAUUCGAGAAGGUCACAGCAAUCAAUAUCAGCCCAUCAACUGUGUUUCAGAUUGAUGGUUCACCACCGUGUGAAUACGAAGCCCAUGCAAGCUGGUUCCUCCCAGUGCUCUACUCUCUGUUCUUCGUGGUGGGCUUCCUGGGCAACAUGCUGGUGCUGUGGGUGAUCCUGAGAGGUGCUCAAAUGAAAAGCAUGACUGAUGUGUGUCUCCUGAACCUGGCCAUCGCUGACCUUCUACUAAUCUUCACUCUCCCGUUCCUGGCUCACUAUGCCAGAGAUACCUGGGUUUUCGGUAACGCCAUGUGCACUCUGGUCCUCAGUGUGUACUACAUUGGAUUUUAUGCUGGAAUUUUCUUUAUUGUGCUGAUGAGCAUCGACAGAUACUUGGCUAUCGUCCAUGCUGUGUUUGCUUUGAGAAUCCGAUCUAAGAAGUAUGGGAUUUUUGCUAGCGUGGUCGUCUGGAUUAUAACUAUUCCAGCAUCUUUUCCUGAACUACUGGAUCUUGGAAUGGAUGACCAAAAUAAUUGCGAUGCUUAUCCAAAAAUUAAUUUAGAAAGUUACAAUGGUUCGAAAAGUGCAGCUUUUUUUAAAAUGAAUGUUGUGGGCAUGUUAAUUCCACUGACUAUUGUGGGAUUUUGCUACUCAAUGAUACUAUGGCGACUUCAGACCGUUCGUACAUCAAAAAAACCACUGACUAUUCGCCUUGUUGUUGUGGUCAUGGUGGUCUUCUUCUGCUGCUGGAUACCGUACAACAUUGCAGCACUCCUCAAAGCACUGGAAUUGCGAAAUAUCCUGUCUUCAGACUGUGAGCUCAGCAAAAGUAUCCAGCUGAUGUUGCAAGCCACUGAAGCCGUGGCGUACUCACACAGCUGCCUCAACCCGUUCCUCUAUGUGUUUGUGGGUGAAAAGUUCAGAAGACACCUUGCCAGGCUCCUCCUCCAGACACCAUGCGUCCAUGUGCAGUGUUUGAAGCGCUACAUCACUCAGGUUCCGGGCUCUGUGUAUUCACAGACCACUAGUGUGGAUGAACGCUCAGUUGCUGUCUAAAUAUUGGAGUACCUUGAAAACUUUGUUUUUAACUUCUAUAAAUGUGCAUUUAGUUGUUACUGGUAAAAAAAAUGAUUCAUGGGUUAUGGUAAAAAGGAUCAAACUUCCAUAUGUAUGCAUUAUAAAACCUUGCAUUUAGACAAGCAGAAAAUACAAUAUUAUACUCUGUAGCUCUACUUUUGGUUGGUGUGGGACUCAUAAAUACAUAUUUUCCUUCUUGAAAUAAAAA